Molecule: messenger RNA, 1793 nt
Organism: Episyrphus balteatus (marmalade hoverfly)
Lineage: Eukaryota; Metazoa; Arthropoda; Insecta; Diptera; Syrphidae
Product: GATA zinc finger domain-containing protein 14-like
Exons: 2
Coding region: 49-1677 (542 amino acids)
Source: RefSeq, a predicted model, not a curated record
UCUUUAUCAAUCAUAACAUCAUUCAAGUGUAACAUCUGCUAAGCUAAGAUGCGGUUAAUUGUGGUGUUAAUAGUUUUACUUCAAUUGAAAGAAUAUGAACAACAUCCAACUUCAUAUUCGAGAAAUUAUGAAUCAAGACGACAACGUUCCAUCCCACCAGGAUACUAUGGAAACACACCUCAAAAUCAAUACGGAUCAGUCCAACAACUGCCUCCAUUUAAUAACUAUCAAGGUCCCCAACAAAGUCCAGUGCCAUUAUCCCAACAAGAUUUAACAAGACCAAAUGUUCAUUAUCUACCACCAUCCCAAGCUCAAAGACAAGUCAAAUUACCUGAAAAUAUUGAUGGAUAUCAAUUGGUGUCAAGUGGAUAUCCUUCGGGAUCAGAUAAUAAUCAAGGACAACCUACUACACAACAAAUCCCACAGAAUUUUCAAGGAAUUUCUCAACUACCAUCGAGCAAUCAAGCUCCUUUUCAAAAUAAUUACCAAAUUCCUCCAAAUUACUACGAAAAUUCACCAGUCACAAAUAUUCAACCUCAAUCUACUCCAAGUGAUAAUAAUCAGCCUCUAUUUCCUUACAACUUUAGACAACAAAAUCAAUACCAAAUUCCUCCACAAAAUUUUUACCAGUUACCACAGCAGCAAAAUUUCCCUACCGAACUAACAUCAAUUCCUUCGCAAAAUAUUAACCCAUUUGGCGGAGUAAGUCCUUCAGGUGAUCUUAGCUCAAAAGUAAAUAAUCUUCCACAGAAUACUUUGCCGUAUUUCCCACAAAACCUUCCACAACCUAACUUACAAAAUGGUCCUCAAGCUCCUCAACAAUAUGGUCCAUAUCAACCAUAUACCGUUAAUCCAAUUUCACCAGAUAUUCUGCCAUAUUUAAACCAACUUAACAAUCCCCAAAAUGGACAGAAUCAGCUAAAUGUUCCUCAAAAUAGCCAAUAUCUUUCAAAUCAACAAAAUGGCCCCCAAAAUGGCCAGUAUCUUCCAAAUCAAUUGAACAUCCCCCAAAACGGACCGUACCUUCCGAAUCAAUUGAAUUUCCCUCAAAAUGCACAGUAUUUCCCCAAUAUUUUUCCAGCUUAUGGCCCCCAGCAAACAGCAAAACAAUUUGAUAAUUUUCAAGGUGGCGCCAUCACAGCCCAGCCAGGACAGGGAAACUUUUUCAAUGAUGCUUUCUUCCAAUUAUCAAAACAACAACCACAGGCUGGACCACAAAUCAACAAGGAGGGCUAUCAAGUUGUCAACGAGCUAACAUACAAUCAAAAUGGUAUUUAUUCUCAGCCACAACAAACAAAUGCUCAAAUAAACGAUGAAGGUUUUCAGGUCGUUAACGAGGCUCCAAUAACUCAUUAUGUUUCGAUGGGUCAACCAAACACUAAAAUCAUAAACCUCAAACAACAAAUCCAAACUUUCAACCCUCCUAAAAACCUAUCUCCAAAUAGUUACGGUUAUAAUGAUCAAGUAAAUAACAAUGGAAAUAUUCUAAUUCAAUCCAAACAACCGCAAACGAUAUCAAAUUCAGCACAAAAGCAGCAACCAGAAGUUAGUGAUCUCGAGCCAAAAACAAAAGAAACAUCACAAAAGAAGACACAAUCACCGGAUGCAGAGGGCGCUAAAUGCAGUAAAGAUUCUCAGCAUAAUGAUAGUUGUGCAUGUGAUUUAUGUAAUCCAUAAAAGAGAAAAACCACUCAAAAAUUUCGAAAUAUUUUAUUUACAAUUCUUCAAUCGAAUGUUGAAUUAUUAAAUAAAACCUUAUUUCGGACUUACAUGAGUACAUCAUUGGAAAAUAA